AUGGAGCAGCAAACAAAACGACAUGCAUCCCCAUCCGAAGCAAAACGCCUGGUUGAGGACAUCCUCAAGGGCAACAACGUGCCCGCUGCCAACGCCGCCAUCAUUGCAAAAUGCCUAAUUGCAGCUGAUCUCCGUGGCGUUGACACCCAUGGAAUGAACCGAAUCCCCUCCUACAUGGAACGUAUUCGACAAGGCAUCCUCGACCCGGCCGCCCAACCAACCGUCAACCAAGUCACACCGGCAGUAGCUCAAGUCGACGGCCAAAAUGGCUUCGGCUUCGUGUCCACGCAUCUAGCCAUGAACGCGGCCAUCGAGUCAGCCAAGACUCUCGGCAUCGGAAUGGCAAGCGUCAAGCACUCAAACCACUUCGGCAUGUCAGCGUGGGUCGUACAACAAGCCCUCAACGCAAACAUGAUGAGCCUCGUCUUCACCAACUCGAGUCCUGCGCUCCCGCCCUUCGGGGGUAAAAGCAAAUUAAUGGGCGUUUCACCAAUUGCGUGCGGAGCACCGGGUCAGCCCGACUUUAUCCUCGACAUGGCUCCCUCUGUGGCGGCCCGCGGCAAGAUCUACAAGGCGAAGCGGCGGGGGGAAAAGAUUCCACUGGACUGGGCUCUCGAUGCGGAGGGUAGACCGACGGAUGAUCCUGAAGCAGCUCUAGGUGGUGUCAUGUUACCGAUGGGAGGACCAAAGGGCUCAGCCUUGUCUAUCAUGAUGGAUGUGUUCUCGGGAGUCUUGUCGGGCUCGGCGUUUGCAGGGCAUGUUACUGGGCCGUAUGAUCCUUCUAAGCCUGCGGAUGUGGGUCACUUCUUGGUUGUUAUGAAACCUGAUUUGUUUAUGAGCCUCGAUGAGUUUAGGGAUAGGAUGAAGUAUCUGUAUGAGAGGGUGGUGGGCGCAGAGAAGGCGGCGGGCGUGGACAGGAUUUACUUCCCGGGUGAGAUUGAGCAGCUUACCCAGAAGGAGAGGGAGACGUCGGGCAUACCGCUAGUGCAGGCGGAGAUUGAUGCUUUGAAUGCGGAGGCGGUGAAAGUGUCUGCGAAGCCUCUUGUACUUUUGGAUUGA
Molecule: messenger RNA, 1059 nt
Organism: Pochonia chlamydosporia 170
Lineage: Eukaryota; Fungi; Ascomycota; Sordariomycetes; Hypocreales; Clavicipitaceae
Product: malate/L-lactate dehydrogenase
Exons: 1
Coding region: 1-1059 (352 amino acids)
Molecular function (GO): oxidoreductase activity
Source: RefSeq, a predicted model, not a curated record